Fundulus heteroclitus (mummichog) is the source of this 2048-nucleotide messenger RNA. RefSeq names its product protein asteroid homolog 1-like. The record is from RefSeq and is a predicted model, not a curated record. The coding region runs from base 240 to 2048 and encodes 602 amino acids. The transcript has 6 exons. Lineage: Eukaryota; Metazoa; Chordata; Actinopteri; Cyprinodontiformes; Fundulidae.
GUUUGGCUCAAAACGGGCUGUCUGGGUUGGAUGGUGCCGUGGAGCCUCCGAGCAGCAGCAGCAGCAGCAGCGCCACGGUGGCUGAGAGUGAAAGACGUUGCUUUCUGGGAAGAACUUCAUUAAGUUGUCAACAAACAGUGAAGUUGCUGUUAUUCUGGAGAACCCAGAGGAGGAACAUCACCAGCUUUAUCUGCAGAAUAAGAGAGAAGAAUCCAAACAUUCAGCGACCUUCAGAGAUCAUGGGUGUUAGCAGGAUGAAAGACUUGGUUAAAGAGUCAAAGGCUUUGGAACGUUUUGUGUUCAGGAACAGCUGGGUCAUCAUCGAUGGUCCGAACCUCUACUAUUCUCUGUAUUUUAACUCUGACCCAAAGCUGGACCAGCAACAUGGAGGAGAUUACUCUGCGUUCAGAGAGUUGGUCUUGAGCUUCUUCAACAACCUGAAGAAGUGUAAGAUCACACCGCUGGUGGUUCUGGAUGGAGGCUCAGAACCUGGGAAGGAAGACACCAUCAAAAAUCGAAUGCAAGAUAAAAUUCAAAAAGCAAAAAGAAUUUCUGAGACCAAGGCCCAAAGAUGGGAGAACAUCUUACCUCCUCUGGUCAAAGACAUCUUCAUCCAGAUCCUUCAGGAGGAGAAGAUAGAGAUGGAGCAGUGCCUCGGAGAGGCAGACCAGACAGUUGUUCGCUACGCCAAUGAGAAGAAAUGUCCGGUUCUGUCCAAUGACUCUGAUUUCUACAUCUUUGAUUUGCCAGAAGGCUUCCUUUUAAUUGAUGAAUUUCAGUGGAACAAAGUUGAGAAAGGAGGCAUUCCUGCCCAACGCUACAAGAUCUCAGCCUUCUGUGAGCAUUUCAAUGUUGACCGUAACCACAUGGCUCUCUUUGCUGCAAUAUCAGGAAAUGAUUACUCACGAUUAGAGGACAGGGGAGAGUUUAUUAAACGAUAUCCUGAACCCCAGCAGCCUGAAACCCAGCAGCCUGUAGUUCAUCAGCCAGCCAUCCUCCAUUUUCUAGCAGGUCUCAGGGGGAAGACAAAUGAGGAGGCUGUGAGAGCAGCUCUACAGCUGGUUGGUAAAACCAGUGAGGAGGACAUCAGACCUUUCCUGGAGUCAACUCUAAAAUACAACGUGGACCAGGAGCCACCUCGUCCCGAUCUGCCAGCAUGGGUCAUCACUGCAGUUCAAGCAGGAAGUCUGACCUCCUUCGUCACAUCCGUGGUGACCUACAGGUCGAUGACGUUGACUCCACUGGUGGAGGACUUUUCUAAGCCCAGCAGCUAUGCAGCUUCUCUCCGUCUCCGAGAGUUCUUCUACGGACUGUUGAUAGGAAAGCAGCCAUGCAGGGAAUAUGACAGGAACGGGACCCAGAUAAUUGAUCAAGUAGUCACUCCUGAGUUACCAGCUGGGACAGCCGAGGACCUGCAGAAGCUGGAGCUGGCACAUCUGAACGAGGCUCCUGAGGAUCUGCGUCAACGCGUCUUGUAUGAAGCUCUGAGAUGUUCCACCUCAGACACUGAAAACGUUCCAGACCGCCUGAAACUGCCGCUCUGUGUGACCCGGUUCUGGUUUCAGUACCGCCAACAGAACCACCCAGACGCGUUAAACGAGUCCUGUCUCCAGGCGCUGCUCCUGGGGUUUGUGUAUGGAGAAGAUGGUGCAGACCUGAGCUUCAAGGUCAGGAUUGAUGGUCUGCUGCCUGGAAACCAGCCUGUAAGCUGCCUGAAGCUCGGUGUUGCUCAUGCAUUCAGCCAGUGGCAGAACUGCAUGAGGCAGAGCCUCCACCUGAACCAGCUGCUGAGGUUCCCUCUGCCAGAACCUCUGUGUUACCGGCUCUACUGUGGACCUCUGCUCCACCAGCUGCAGAAGGUUCUGGAGGGAAACACCAACAUGUUCUCAGAGCUGAGGAACCUGCUGGAUGAGGAACACAGCGCUCUCCUGGAGACCUCACUGAGGAUUACGGGUUCUCAGUUAGCUGGAGCCGAAGAAUGGCAAACACAGAAGAGGAAGAAAAAGAAGCAAAAAGCCCCUGAAAGCAGCGACAAGAAACAACGGUGA